Molecule: messenger RNA, 1371 nt
Organism: Marasmius oreades (fairy-ring Marasmius)
Lineage: Eukaryota; Fungi; Basidiomycota; Agaricomycetes; Agaricales; Marasmiaceae
Exons: 2
Coding region: 74-1309 (411 amino acids)
Source: RefSeq, a predicted model, not a curated record
GGUUAACCCACUGGCGUCCUGUACGCCGUUUUUCUCCUCAGGCUUCUACAUCUUUCCUCAGAGUCCAUAACAUAUGGCAGAGGAUAUCUCUCCAUUAGAGCUAGUCAACAAAGCCUACCAGAAACUUACUCAUUCCGAACUUCAACUCUUUCUCAGAGUACGAAACCUUCCUACCUCGGGAAACAGCUUUGAGCUCGCCUCGAGACUUGCCAAUCAUGAUUUUCACGCAUACCAUUUUCCCAACUCAUCCAAUCCUUCCUUGUUAUCUUUGACGGACCACAUUCUGUUAGGGCAGCAGCAACAGCAACGUCAACCUCAUGCUCCUGAUCUCCCUAUCGAGCUCAUCGCGGUAAUUCUGGACCAUCUCGGCGACUGGGAAUUGACCCGUGCUUUAGAUGUUCCCACUGCGAUACCGAAACCCCUGGAAUGGUCCCGAGCUUCCCCUGUUGACCUAGCAAUGAUUACUGGCAACGUUGCACUCAUCCGUGCCGCUGAUCCUGUAGCCAACCCUCCGACAAAAAGUGGCGCAGAAGUGGUCCUUCGGUUUGGCUAUGUCAAUGUCCUCGAGUUUUUCCUCUCUCACCACCGUAAGGUCUUUCUGUCACUCUUUCAAGGGGACAUCAUUCCAAUUCGUGCCUCACGACACGGCAGAACCGCAGUUCUGUCAUGGUGGAAGCAUGGCUUUGAACAGCACCCUGAUAGGAUCCCUCGUCCUAAGCCGGGUUCUAUUGCGGAUGCCAUUGACAGCGCAUCUCGUAACGGCCAAAUCGCAUCCUUGGAUUGGUGGCUAAACUGCGGGCAUCCUUUGGAAUAUACCGAAGCUGCUUUGGAAUAUGCCAGUGCCAAGAACCAAAUUGCGGUUUUGGAAUGGUGGAAACACCAACACAAAACCACAGGUCUUCCUCUGAAAAUCGGCCGCGUCAUGGAUAUGGCGAGUACAGCUGGUCAUGUUGAAGUGCUUGAAUGGUGGGCCACUUCGCAGUUAGAGUUCAAGUACGAUCGCCAUGCACUACAACAUGCUAGCUGCCAUGGUAAAGUAGAGGUUUUGCAGUGGUGGUUAGGAAGCGGUCUGCAAUUAAUCUUCGAUCAAGAUGCUUUAACGGGGGCAACACGUCACAAUAGAGCUGAGGUCCUCGAGUGGUGGGACAAGUCAUGCAUUCCGAUACAGUAUCGGAUGUGUGACAUAGAAGAAGCACUGGAGGAUGCCAUUGGCGGCGGUGAAGCGACGAGGAGAUGGUGGAAUGAAAAGGGUGUCGAUUUCAAUGCCAAUGACAAGGAGUGGAUGAAGUUACAGUACCUGAACAAUUAAGAUUUCCUCUCAUAUAUACACGCAUCUGUACUUAGACCACGCAUGCAUUCCACAUUUCCUCU